UUCUUCCUGCACAGCCAGGUCGCCAAAUGUGCAGCAUACGUGGAUUAUAGACAUACAGCUCGCGCUCGUUGCGAAGGCAACGUUAUGAUUACCUCUCCUUAAGUGAGCGCGUUGCGACUUACACCGUCGAAGGACAUCGAAAAAUUUGUGUCGUGUCUCAGGCAGUUUGCGGCCUGCAAUCUUGCUGAAAACGUCGACAAGUAUUCCGUAAAGGUGUGAUUGGUGUGCUUCCUGGCAGAUAUCAUUCUAGUGUCAAUUGCUGCAUUAACUGCUUGCUUACCCAGAGGUAAGUCGAGGCCGAGACAGUCUGACAAAGCGUCAGAGACAGACGGUGGCUGUGCGGGGCUGCCGAGGCCGUCGCAAAAGAGUACAAAUACGCGUUCAACAGCUUUGCAGACGUCCUACGCGACAACGAAACUCCCACCAUGACAGAAAAGGUCCUCCUCUCUGAGGAGUACGUCCAAAGCUGCUUCCACAGCUACCUCAAGUCUGCUCUUUCGCAGGCAAAGGCAGAGAGAUUGCUUGAUACAGAGCUAUUGUCGAGUGCGGAGGGCGAUUUGAUGAUAACUGGACCCGCACUAUGCCUGUACUUCGCCGCGCUCCGGUCUACCACCAACCCUCCAUCUGUUCCCCUUCCCCGUACAUCCAAGUCAUCUGCACCUCCGACAGAUCUCUCAACGGACAACUGCCCUGAGGUAUUCAGGCCGUUCUUGGAAGUAUGGGCCACUACAGUGCCGAGCAUCCAAGCUCUUGCGCCAGAGCACCAGCACGACCUCGCGCGUGUCAUCUGUGGUCUUUCCCCCGUUGCACGCUCACCGCAUCCUGGCUUGAAAGCUAUUUCGGCCGACCUCCGCGCUGUGGCCAUUGAAAUCAGUAUGCGCCGCACCUUUCAGGACCGAUACGCUUCGGACCUUCAAGCAGCUAUUGACGCUGGCUCGCCGCAGCACGGUCUUUCUCGCGUGAAGGCCAGCUUUGUACCACCUCCGGUAUACGAACCAACGUCACCAGUCUCACACACAACCUCGCUACAUUCGCCUACCCCGUCCCAGUCGAGCCUACUGCGAUCGCCUUCUCCAUCUCCUUCCAGAAGCUCCUUCCGCUCUAUCUCACCCCUUCCAUCUCCCACAAUCCUCGGCCCAGACUCCCCGGCAAUAGAGCUUAUCCGCGAGACGCUUUAUGCUGCGCUUGCGGACGUGCUCGGACGAACGCCCUCGCUGCGGCGUCAGCUGCAGCGCGACCCAGCGCGGGCGUACUUCUCCUCUGUCGCGCUCGCGAUCCUCGACAUCUCGAUGUCGUCCGUCGUGCCGGGCGACGCGUCGACGCACACGGAGCCCGCGAUCCGGGGCGUCCUCGGCAAGACGCUCGCGCUGUCCGAGUGCCCGCGCGAGCUGCGGCCGUUCAUGCAGGAACUGUGCGACAUCGGCGACAGCGCACGGGAGGCCGCCGAGGACGACACGCUCGCGAGCGUGCGUGCGCUGAGCGAGGACCGGUCCGUACCCGAGCCGCGCAUGGACCGCGUGCGCGAGAUCCUCCGCGGCGGCGUCGGCUGGGCAUACGAUGAGCGUCACGAGCGCGACGCCGACGCGCAGGGCGGGCACGAGGUGCUGCGGGGCAACGGGGAUGCCAACGGGGCCGUGCGUCCGGGUGACUCGCGCCGCCGGACGACGUCGACGGACAACCGGGCGGUCGCGUUCGCGAACCGCAUCAAUGCACUUGCACUUGCCAUGACGAAGCUUCGCGCGUUCAGGGAGCGGCAGGAGGGCGUAUUCAAGAUCUUGGCUAGUGUGCGGAGCUGACAGCACAGUUAUUACAUGAUUUAUCUUAAUGUUAUUGACUUUUCCGUUUGCUUGCUUGUAUUUCAGACGAUAUGUAGUGUCAAUACCCUUGAUCUCUCGUAUACCUCGUAUCCUACGUACAAUUAACAUAACAUACCAAAUUGUAUUUUGCCUGUUGUCGUUCA
Messenger RNA from Phanerochaete carnosa HHB-10118-sp, 1960 nucleotides. RefSeq lists its product as uncharacterized. The record is from RefSeq and is a predicted model, not a curated record. The transcript is spliced from 4 exons. The coding region runs from base 426 to 1796 and encodes 456 amino acids. NCBI's taxonomy places the organism in Eukaryota, Fungi, Basidiomycota, Agaricomycetes, Polyporales, Phanerochaetaceae.